This is a messenger RNA of Anopheles moucheti, 5059 nucleotides long. RefSeq names its product E3 ubiquitin-protein ligase ariadne-1 (gene ari-1). The transcript is spliced from 10 exons. Lineage: Eukaryota; Metazoa; Arthropoda; Insecta; Diptera; Culicidae. Gene Ontology annotation, cellular component: cytoplasm; nucleus; ubiquitin ligase complex. The record is from RefSeq and is a predicted model, not a curated record. Gene Ontology annotation, molecular function: ubiquitin conjugating enzyme binding; zinc ion binding; ubiquitin protein ligase activity. Bases 1094 to 2662 code for a protein of 522 amino acids. Gene Ontology annotation, biological process: protein polyubiquitination; ubiquitin-dependent protein catabolic process; positive regulation of proteasomal ubiquitin-dependent protein catabolic process.
CAGAAGUACGAGAACAAGAGUGCGAAAUAAAUUGCGUUCGCAUGAGGUUUGCGGGUGUGGAAUCUUUGGUGGCAUUACGCACAAAUUCCAAAGUGGUCAGUGGUUGUGGUUUUUGUUUCGGUGAUUGGCAGCAACAUCCCUACCAGCAGCAGCAGCAGCAAGUACGGAAAGGAAAACAAAAACCCAACAUUUCGUAGGCUGCUGCUGGCAAAGUAGUGUGUGGGUAAGCCUGCUGUGUGUGUGUGUGUGUGUCCUACAUGCGCCUGUGCUGCUGGUAGUAGUGGUUGUGGCACGGGAACGUUUCUAGAGCCAGUGUUUUAUAUUGCUGUUUUUCGAAUUGCCGUUUUUUUUUCUACCCCUUCAACUUGCAGAUCUCGUGCGUUCCGUAAAUGUUCGAUCGUUAGUGCGUGCGACGGAGAGCUUCGAAUUGCUCCAAAUCUACAUUUUCCGUGUAUGUGCGUGCGUGCGUGUGUGUGUGCGAGAGAGGGUUUUUCGAAACGUCACGUCGUCGUUGUUGUUUUAUUUGCGUUUUUGUUUUUUUUGUUGCUUAACCCCAUCGAUAGUGUCUGGAUGAGGGUGGGGAGGAAGACGGAGGGGGAAAAUCACAAGUGAUUCUCCGCUUUGCAGCAGUGCAGCACCUUGGGAGCAGCCAAGCAACCGAUCGCCCAACGCAUAUUGGAAAAUUCAAGUGAAAAAAGGUGUAGUGUGCGAGUGCAGUGAGUGAGUGAGCGCGUUUGUGUGUGUGUGUGUGUGUGUGGGCACUGUAUGCGAGGGGUGUCUCGUAAGAUUUUUCGUCGUCGUCGUCGUCCCCCCCAAGUCGUGAAUCGUGAGAAGCAAUUCUGCAAUUAGAGGAAUCAGUUGCUAGCUCCACUUCCGCGAGUUUCGAAGUGUGUCAUUCAAGUGUCGCGGCAAAGCCUGUGUCCCUUCGAAUCGGGACGUGCGCUGUUGUGUGAGUGGCUCAAGUUCGCGUACGCUACACGUAAACAGAUCAUCAACCUGAGUAGGCAGUAACAGCAGUAUUAACAACAACAGCAGCAGCAGUCCGUGCGUGAAGGCCUCGUCGUCGUCGUUGUUGUUUGCCCCGGAAGUGAGAAUGGAUUCCGAUGACGAAAGCUUCGAGGAGCACGAUUCGGGCAACGUGUCCAGCGGAGAUGACGACUUCGCGAUGGAUGUGGACAUCAACAAUCCGCGGGACCGUGGCCAAGAGACGGACGAGUACCCGUACGAUGUACUUACGACCGACGAAAUCGUACAGCAUAUGGUCGACUGCAUCAAGGACGUGAACAGUGUCGUGGAGAUCCCUGCCACCAUCACACGUAUUCUGUUAAACUAUUUCAAAUGGGACAAGGAAAAGCUGAUGGAACGGUUCUACGACGGUGAUCAAGAUAAGCUAUUUAAGGAUGCGCACGUUAUCAAUCCGUUUCGGAAGCCAAGUUUAGCACUCAAGCCAAAGAUCAAAAAGUCCAGAACGGAGGAUUGCGAAAUAUGCUACUCGACGUUUCCUCCCAGUGGUUUUCGAGUAAAAGUGAAUAAGUUGGGACAGGAUCCUUCCAAAGUUGAAAUGGAAUAUAUCGAGGGGAUGAUGACCGGUUUGGAAUGCGGACACCGUUUCUGUACGCAAUGCUGGCAAGAGUACCUGACCACAAAGAUCGUCGAGGAGGGGCUCGGUCAGUCGAUAGCGUGUGCGGCUCAUGGAUGUGAUAUACUGGUCGAUGAUGUAACGGUGAUGCGAUUGGUGCAGGAUUCGCGAGUCAGACUCAAAUACCAGCACCUUAUCACCAAUAGUUUUGUCGAGUGUAAUCGGUUGUUACGGUGGUGCCCAUCGGCCGAUUGCACGUAUGCGAUUAAGGUGCAGUACGUCGAUCCGCGACCGGUUGUCUGCAAGUGCAACCACGUGUUCUGCUUCGAGUGUGGUGAAAAUUGGCACGAUCCUGUACAGUGUCGGUUGCUAAAGAAAUGGAUCAAAAAGUGUGAUGAUGAUUCAGAAACUUCCAACUGGAUUGCCGCCAACACGAAGGAGUGUCCGAAAUGUAAUGUAACAAUAGAGAAGGACGGUGGCUGUAACCAUAUGGUGUGCAAAAAUCAAAACUGUAAACAUGACUUCUGCUGGGUAUGUCUCGGAUCUUGGGAACCGCAUGGUUCUUCCUGGUACAACUGCAACCGAUACGACGAGGAUGAAGCGCGUGCGGCACGUGACGCUCAGGAAAGGUUGCGUUCAACGUUGGCAAGAUAUCUACAUUACUACAAUCGCUACAUUAACCACAUGCAGUCGCUUAAAUUUGAACACAAGCUGUAUGCAGCUGUAAAGGAAAAGAUGGAAGAAAUGCAGCAGCAUAACAUGUCUUGGAUUGAGGUCCAAUUUCUGAAGAAAGCUGUCGAUAUUCUCUGCCAGUGUCGCCAGACACUCAUGUGCACUUACGUGUUUGCCUACUACCUUAAAAAGAAUAAUCAGUCACAGAUCUUUGAGGAGAAUCAAAAAGAUUUGGAAACGGCCACAGAAACGCUAUCCGAGUACUUGGAGCGUGAUAUCACGUCGGAAAAUUUGGCGGACAUUAAACAGAAAGUACAGGAUAAAUACAGAUACUGCGAGAAGCGUCGAAAAGCGUUACUGGAUCACGUACACGAAGGCUAUGAGAAGGAUUGGUGGGAAUACACCAACUGAUGAUGAUGUUUGUUAGCAAAUGGUGUAUGAGUGCGGAUUGUGUAACACGUUCUGAUCUGAAGCGUUCGAACUUAAUAUGUAGGAGAACAUCUAAUAAUUUAUAGCUUUGUUUGGGUAGUUCCGCGUCGACGGUUACGCGAGGGUUUGAUGCGGUGGUACGCAACAUAACUUCUUUCGCAAUAGAAGGAUGCCGUCUAGAGUGUUCGCGUUCGCUUUGUCGGCAAUGGUCUGUAAGCUGCCCGGGUUCCCGUUGAACUACGCGGGACCUUGGUAUCAAGACCAAUUUCAACUGUACCCAUCCGUGUCCCACAACCCAAAAGAAAAACAAACCCCCCAAACAAGCCUUCACUCAGUAACAACGCUAUGUUUAAAUUAUAACCGAACAGAUAGCCAAAGUAGGUUUUGUUAUCUACCGCUAAAGUAGAGAGAGAAAGAGAGCAAGUAAGAGAGAAAAAAUUAGCAUAUCGUGCAGUUUGCAAAAUUGUAUCAGAUCGACCACACACAGAACAAUGCUCUAGAGCUCUGAUCCAUUCCAUUGGAGCUGCUACGACGACGAGUUUUAUUUCCGUUUGCGUUUCUCGAUUGAUGUGGGGUUCAAAAGAUUUUUGUUCAAACGUAAUUAAAUUGUUUCCUUUUGUCCCCUUAAAUUUGUUGUUUCGUUUUCUCGUAAAAUGCACCUGCACACACGAACACGCUAUUAUGAUAGGAACUGUGUAAGCCCUAGGCCUUAGUUUUAUAACACGGAAUGCUCUUGUGUUACCAUCGGCAAAACAAAAAUACACACACCCAGCUGGAACUCCGUUGCAUGAUGCUACGAAAAUUGUGACAAAAGAAUGGUUCACGAAAAGUUGUGUUAUUGAGUUUAAAAUUCAUCGACAUGAAGGAUGCACUAUGCUUCAUUCUGAGGUUGUAAUGUUUGUCUUGUGUCCGUUGGAUAUUUUGAGCAAUUUGAACUUUGAGCGCUGGUGAUUGUUAAAGAAACAAAACAAAGCAAACAGAAAAAAAAAACACAGUUGUAUCGAAGCGAUUCUUUGUUGCAUGUGUUGUUCACUCGCUGUAAUUUAAACCCUUAUUGAUAACAUAGAAAAUUGUACAAUUAGAUACGGUAAACAAACAAAUACACACACACACAUAUCUGGUGCCUGGUGCGUUGGAUUGUGUGGAUGUGGUGUUUUUGUUUUUAAUUUUCACCUACAAAUACACGACCACAAGCACCGAACCCAUCUCUUACCGCUCUUCCGGAACAUUGUUGGAAAGCCAUCUUGCCAUCUAGCUGUUUUGUGUUUGCUGCAAACAGACCGACCUUGCAUAGUGUGUGUGGUUCUUUGAAGUGUGAUAAUAAUAAAACUACAGGUGGUACAAAUUGGAGAGAAAAAAAACAUAUUAAUUUGUUUCUUGUUUUUGAUUUCGUUGCUUUUUUGUGGGUUUUUGUUUAAAGGGGUUUAAAAAAAACAAUAGUUUGAGAGAACAAGCUCCCCACCAUCGAUCGAGAUCAAGCGCGGAAUAGUUAGCGAAAAAAAAAAUGUAUGUAUGUGUCCUUUGUUUUUGAUAAUGUAGCAUCAAUUAGAUUUGAAGUCCCUUCAUUUGUACCAGCAUAGCUGAACACUUAAUCUAUGUACGAUAUGUUUUUUGCUGCUGUUUAUGUUUUGCUGCCGUAACUUUUGUUUCCAAAAAGUGUAUUUCUUUCGUUUUGUUAAAGGUUUAGAGGAAUUUAAAUGCUGAUACAUCGGUAGAUCGGCAAACGAGCAACGGUAUAGAGGAGCUUUUGCAUCGGAAAUGGAGAUAAACACAAGAUAGAAUUACCGAAACACACUCUGUACAUAGUGGCCGUACCGUUUGUUGUGGUCCCCCUCCAAAGAAGAAGCAGAAUCCGCAGAACUUGGUCGCACAGGUGCGGUCGUGUGCGUGUGUGUGUGUCUGCGAGAUGUGUAAAAAUAUAUUUCAAAGAUGGAUGAUAUAUUAAUUGACGUGAAAGUUAAUUGCAUGUUGUAAGCGGUUUAAUGCCUAACACCCAUUCGGUUAGGCAGCGGACGAAUACAGCCGCGGGUUACGCGGGUUAGAUCAGGAAAGACAGGAAUACCGAAGUAUAUGUACUGUUGUUGAUUGUGUGUUGUUUGCAGACAAAAACAGGAGAAAAUCGCGCUCUAAAAAGAAAAGAAAACAAAAACAAGCAACAGAAAAGAGGACAACCGAAACAAAAACAAAAAAAUGGCGUCUGUACUAAGUGUGCUGUACUGUAUAGAGUGCGUUUGCGUACCACGAAUAAACGACCUUGUUAGCGGCGAACCAAGUGAAAGAUGAGUAAACAAACAAAUGAAAGGAACAAACAUAAAGAAAAAGUUUAAUGCGGAUGAGGUAAGGAAGAGAAAAAAAAAUAUACAUAAUGAAAGAUGAAUA